This is a messenger RNA of Paramecium octaurelia, 403 nucleotides long. NCBI's taxonomy places the organism in Eukaryota, Ciliophora, Oligohymenophorea, Peniculida, Parameciidae. The record is from the annotation of a GenBank genome assembly.
AUGGAUUAAUUACCCCCUGGUGGUUUAAAUAAGGGCUUAGUUAUAGGCUUAUCAUGUUCCUGUCCUCCUGGUUGUUAGUGCAAAUCAACAGCUAUCAGAAAUUGGCAUCAUAAAGUCUGUGGUUGCCCGUCCUACAUUAACGAGUUCGGAGAUAUUUUUUGCAAAAACUUCAAAGACAAGCCAGAAUGCUAAGGUUAUUUCAUCUAGCAUGCAAAAUUUCAAUGCUCUUAGGCCUAAAAAAAUGAUACUUGGAUCGGAUAUAGAAACGCAGCAUAAUUUAUGAUGGCCUUAGCAUAAGGAAUAUAGGCAGCAGAAUUUCAACUUAAGAAUGAUCAAAACCUUGUUCAUUUUACAUCCACGUUGAAUAAGGAAGUUUAGAGGAGAUGGAAUCUUUGAGUUUCUA